GAAAGCCAGACAAUCUAGAGACACGGCAUCCAGACACUAUUAACCCUACAGACUCACUUAAUUCUCUACAGGUACCGGAGCAGCGUUAAAUUUUUAAUCCAGGAUGUGUUAUCAGUCAAUUAAGUUUUAUUUUUUUACUCCAUCAUAAGAGGCAGAAAAAUGGCUUUGGAAGCGCAUUGUGAGAACCUAUGUUUGUUUCUUAAGAAGAGUAGGCUCCAAAAUUCUUGUUUUUUCAGAUUUUCUUGCUGAUAACCUCUUGGGAUCACCUGAGUCUUUACUUUGCUAUUCUUUCCUGGACUACCAUCUGUUCUUGUUUGGACUGUCCUAAACUGCAUUCAGCAAUGCUGACUGAACUGAACUGUGGAGGCAUGUCAUUGGGGUCAGAUGUCUGCGAUCUGACCCUUUUACCACCAGCACCCCCUGUGCCAUCCUUACCAGGAGCUGGAGCGAUACCUGUUGGCGGUGGCCAAUGGACCCAGCUGCUGGACCUUCACCCUGGCUCUCCCUACACCUCCCUUAACUCCCACCACUCCCUCAUAAAGCAGGAGCCCGGCUGGGGGUCCUGCGACCUAACAGAGGACCCUCAUUGUGGACUUGGGGCGUUCACUGUGCACUUCUCUGGCCAGUUCACAGGCUCAGGCCCCUGUCAGGUCGGCACCUUUGGGGAGACAGCCGCGAGUCAAAGGAUGUUUUCCACCGGGGCCUACCUACCUGGCUGUGUGGACAGCCCCCCUCUAACCAGGAACCAAGGUUAUGGAGCAGUUGGUGUAGACAGCAACCCCAGUUAUGGUCACACACCCUCCCAUCACACUCCUCAGCUCUCCAGCCUGUCCUUCAAGCACGAGGACACGCUGUCACCGCCGAACAGCAUAGUUGAGCAGCAGUAUCCCACACCAAAUCCCAUGUUUGGCUGUCACAGUCCUCCAGAAUCUUGCCCAAGCAACCAAGCUCUACUGCUGAGAAACUACAACAGUGAUAACCUGUACAAAAUGGCAUCUCAGCUGGAAUGCGUCACAUGGAACCAAAUGAACACCCUGACAUCGACAAUGAAGAGCUAUGACAGUGACCCUCCAGCUCCAGCUCCAGCCCCAGCCCCACCCAUGCUCGUCAGUGCACAGUACCACAUUCAUACACAUGGUGUCUUCAAAGGACUUCAGGAUGUUAGACGGGUGCCCGGUAUUGCUCCUCCAGUGACAAAGUCCACAGAUACCAGCGAGAAGCGCCCUUUCGUGUGCACUUAUCCCAGCUGCAACAAGAGAUACUUCAAGCUGUCCCAUCUGCAGAUGCAUGGCCGAAAACAUACAGGUGAGAGGCCUUACCAGUGCGAUUUCACAGAAUGUGGCCGCAGAUUCUCUCGCUCAGACCAGUUAAAGAGACACCAACGUAGGCACACAGGAGUGAAGCCCUUUGAAUGUGAGACGUGUCAGAGAAAGUUCUCACGGUCAGACCACCUUAAGACACACACUCGGACUCAUACAGGUAAAACAAGUGAGAAGCCCUUUACCUGCCGUUGGCCAAACUGUCUAAAGAAGUUUGCCCGCUCUGACGAGCUGGUGCGCCACCACAGCAUGCACCAAAGGAACCUGACCAAGCUGCAGCCUGCCAUCUGAGCAGCAAGAGGCUGGGGAGUAAAAUGAAGAAGAAGGUGACAAUAUGUUGCGCUAGCUCGCAGAGAAACACGCCUGGAGCCUGGUCAGCAGUUUAGGAUGACCUGCCAGACUUGAUGAAGCAGUGAGAACAGCUGACACCCGCAUCAGUCAGACAUAUGAUGCCAGAAGAACAGACUCACUAAAAUCAUCAGGAUACUCCUCAGCUGGGGCUUGUAAUGGUUGUAUAGCAUUAAAACUCAGCGAUUGGGAGGAUAGAGUACCACAGAAAUUCUGAGCCAAGAAUAUUUCUGCUGUUAAUAGGCGAUGAGGAAAACACUUAAUACACUAUUAUUCUUCCAUAUACUUGCACUGUUUUAUAUGACGUUUGAUUUGUUUGAUGUUGAAAAUGUUUUGGACUUUGCAUUAAGAUUAAGAAAAAGGACUUUUCUACCCCACUUUUUUUAUCAACAUUUUUAUAUGCUUUAAAGUAGAUGUUACUCACCAAAGCUGUAUAUAUGGUAUGUGGUGCCUUUUUUGUAACAUUGUAGACAUUCCUUAGGCAAUAUCUGUGUCAUUUCAUAAAGCAAAGUUCACAUCA
Girardinichthys multiradiatus is the source of this 2187-nucleotide messenger RNA. It is a transcript of the gene wt1b, whose product is annotated as WT1 transcription factor b. Gene Ontology annotation, biological process: regulation of transcription by RNA polymerase II. The record is from RefSeq and is a predicted model, not a curated record. NCBI's taxonomy places the organism in Eukaryota, Metazoa, Chordata, Actinopteri, Cyprinodontiformes, Goodeidae. Gene Ontology annotation, cellular component: nucleus. The coding region runs from base 342 to 1610 and encodes 422 amino acids. Gene Ontology annotation, molecular function: DNA-binding transcription factor activity, RNA polymerase II-specific; RNA polymerase II cis-regulatory region sequence-specific DNA binding. The transcript is spliced from 9 exons.